This is a messenger RNA of Camelina sativa (false flax), 594 nucleotides long. RefSeq names its product transcription factor PRE4. The record is from RefSeq and is a predicted model, not a curated record. Gene Ontology annotation, molecular function: protein dimerization activity. Lineage: Eukaryota; Viridiplantae; Streptophyta; Magnoliopsida; Brassicales; Brassicaceae. Gene Ontology annotation, biological process: regulation of growth; regulation of DNA-templated transcription.
UUCUAUAAAUACUCUUCCUUCAUCUUUCUCUUGCUAGCUCUCACUCUUAUAUUAUAAAAUAACAACAUACAAAAGACUUACUUACACUCACAAGUUUAGAAACCUUACGAUCUACAAAAUCUCUAGCUAGCUAGCUAUAUACUUUACCAUUAUCAUAUUACAUAAUGUCUAACCGAAAAUCACGGUCAAGAUCACAAACCGGAGCUCCCAUGAUCACUGAAGAACAAAUCAACGAUCUUGUCCUUCAGCUUCAUCGUCUUCUCCCCGAACUUGGUAACAACAGACGCUCUGGAAAGGUUUCAGCAUCGAGGGUAUUACAAGAGACAUGCAGUUACAUAAGGAACUUGAGCAAAGAAGUGGAUGAUCUUAGUGAAAGAUUGUCUCAACUUUUGGAAUCAACUGAUUCAGCUCAAGCUGCACUCAUCCGAAGUUUGCUUAUGCAGUAGAAUUAGUGCAAUACACAUUAAUGUUUUUGUUUUAUAUAACUUUUCCCUUUUAAAUUUUUUUCUCAGUUUUUAUCAAUUCCUCUUCUUAAUGUAUUUAAAAUGUUGAUCAUUCUAGCGCUUGUGUUCUCUGUUAUGUAAUGUUUUUAUU